This is a messenger RNA of Ectocarpus siliculosus, 171 nucleotides long. NCBI's taxonomy places the organism in Eukaryota, Phaeophyceae, Ectocarpales, Ectocarpaceae. The record is from the annotation of a GenBank genome assembly.
AUGUUCCUCUCCUUCUGCAUCCAGGGGUGCUACGGCCCUUCCAUGCGCAAGCGUCCCCGCGGGCCGGCGGGAGACUUCGACGGGGGUAAGGCGCGCCUGAACGACACCGCCGACAACAACCUGCCCACGCCACACUCUCCCACGCCGCUGGUGGGCAACUCCGGGUUCUAG